Molecule: messenger RNA, 756 nt
Organism: Pipistrellus kuhlii (Kuhl's pipistrelle)
Lineage: Eukaryota; Metazoa; Chordata; Mammalia; Chiroptera; Vespertilionidae
Product: kunitz-type protease inhibitor 2-like
Exons: 1
Coding region: 1-756 (251 amino acids)
Molecular function (GO): serine-type endopeptidase inhibitor activity
Source: RefSeq, a predicted model, not a curated record
AUGGCGCUGCUCGCCCUGCUGGUAUCGCUGCUCCUCUUUGGGGUCAGGGCGGCCAAUGAAGAACGCAACAUCCCCGACUUUUGCCGAGUUCCAAAGGUGGUGGGGAGAUGCCUGGCCUCCCUUCACAGGUGGUGGUACAAUGCCACCUGCCGGGCCUGCCAGCAGUUCGUGUAUGGAGGCUGCAGUAGGAACAGCAAUAACUACCUGACCCAGGAGAAGUGUCUGGAGAAGUGUGCUGACAGCCCAGGGAGCACCAUGGACCAUGCGGCCACCAGCAGGAACCCGGCAGAUUCCUCUGGCCCAAGUGGCCCCAGAAGGCAGGGUUUUGAUGGCCCCUCCAGCGAUCUUUUCGACUACAAAGAAUACUGCGCUGCCAGGGUGGCCACCGGGCCUUGCCAUGAAUCCUUACCACGCUGGUACUUUGAUGCCAAGAACAAGUCCUGUGAACCGUUUAUCUAUGGAGGGUGCUGGGGCAAUAGAAACAACUACCUCUCCCAGGAGGCUUGCAUGAGCCACUGCCUUGGCCAGUGGUCCCACCUGGCCCCGCCCCACAGCAUCACCAAGGACCUGGUGGAGCUGUUGCAGGUGAUCCUCCUCCUCCUGGUGUGUUAUGGGCUGCUCUACCUGGUCGUGAUGGGGUGGGUGGAGUUUGACCUCACCUUCUGCAGCUCCAAGGAUGAUGAGGACCCCCUCUUGGCGAAGAAAACCUGGAAAAGGGGUGGGCAGACGGCUGCAGAAAGCCCCUAUGCUGUUUAA